UGGAGGGGAAUUAAGGUUUGCAGAUGGCUGCUCUCAUGUGAUGCCAGGUUUACCCCUGGUCAGCAGCAAGGGGAUGUCUGAAGACGUCAGCCAGCACUGUUUGGGCUGAUAGUAACUUGAGGUUGGAUGCAGUGGAAACUAGAGUAGUUUAUAACUAAUUGUACCCUGGAUUUGAGGCUGAUUAAGAUGCAAUAUGGACUCUUACUGCCCUGGAACAGAUAAAAAGUGAAGGCUAGAGGAAGCAAGAGAAGACGGAGGCAGUUUAACAGAGAGAAAGUACUUAUCGUUGUCUUACAGAAGACAUCAUGUCCACUUUGAUAAAGCAGGAGAGAACCAUUUGUGUUCUCCUCCCCAACAAAGACCAGCUGGACAUUACUGUCGGGCCAAAGCCCACAGGGCAGGAUGUUUUUAAUCGAGUGGCGGAGCUUCUUGGAAUCAAAGAGCUGCACUUCUUUGGCCUCACAGUGGUGAGGGACAAUGAGCACAUAUUUUUAGACAUGGAGGAGAAACUGACUAAGUACUUUCCUAAGGAAUGGAAGCAGGAUUCAGGAAAGGGAUUACUGAAGAGACCCUUGCCUUUAGUGCUCUUUCUCAAAGUGCAGUACUACAUAGAAAACGGUAGACUCCUUUGUGAACGUAAGGCACGGCAUCUAUACUACUCUGACUUGCGAGAGCGGGUGCUUCGCUCUGAAUGUCGUCAGCAGGAGGAGGUGUACUUCCAGCUGGCAGGUUACGCCUUGCAGGCUGAUCUCGGUGACCACCCGCUGCCCAGGCAGGAUAUGGAGGUCACUCCAUACUUUGAACCCAAGGAGUACUUUCCCCCUUGGAUUGUAGCUAAGCGUGGCGUGAACUAUCUCCACUGCCAUGGGCCCAAGGUGCAUCAGGAGCUGUGGGGGUUGUCCACUCGUGAUGCAAUGCUGCACUUCAUCAGGGAGUCAUGUCAACUGGAGGAUGUACCUGUCACGUUUUAUAAACUGCAAAAGGACAAAAAGGCAGAGAGAGGAACAGCAUUGCUCGGCUUGACCCUGCGAGGAAUGCAGGUUUAUCAGGAGGUGAACAACACGCGACAGCUGUUGUAUGACUUCCCCUGGUCAAAUGUGGGACGUCUCACUUUCCUGGGUAAGAAAUUUGAGAUCCAGCCAGAUGGCUUGCCAUCAGCCAGGAAGCUGGUUUACUACACUGGAUCAUCAUUUCGCUCUCGCCACCUCCUCCUGCACCUGAGCAGCAGCCAUCGCCUCUACCUCAGCCUCCAGCCUGCCCUCAAACACCUACGCCAGCUGGAGGAGAGCAAAGAUAAAAAGCGCUACAGAGAGUCCUACAUCAGUGAUGACCUGGACUUGGACCCCCCAGGCAGCGAGAGCAGCCCAGGUCUGUCGCGACAUUCCACCAGCAGCUCUGGAAUUGAAGCUGACGCCCGCCAGCACAGCAUCUCCACGGAGAUGGCCUCCAUGGAGGAGGAAGGUCAACGGCUAGCAGAGAAAUGUUUCAGCUCAGUAGCCAGCCACAGCAGCUCCUGUACCUCUGGGUUUGACAUAGGCAGUAAGGCUCGAAUAGAAGAUGACGGGUGGCAAGAGGAAGAGAUCAAGACCAAUAUUGAAAAUCCAAAUGAGGUUCUUGUGGAUGAUCCUGAUGAGAUGUUCCAGUUGGCUGAUCUUCUUGAGGGAGUGUCUGUGGAUUGUUCCGAACUCCACUCAGAGACUCGCUCACCAGAAAACAAAACAUUUCCCCCAGACAGUGAUGAAGACCUCGAGAAAUUGCGUAACAAGGAUAUGUUAAAACAGAUGCUGAAAUCUAGGGCACAAGUUUGCGUAGAUCGGCACAGCCACAGUCUAGAUGAUGUACGUCUGUUCCCACCUCCGGCACGCCUGGGGACCACGCUGCCACCUGAUUCCUCCCACAGCUACACCUUUGGCCUCCCAGAUGCCUCAACAAACACAAAUAUCCCUGUUGAUCACAGUUAUCCCCUUUUGCACUGCCAAGACAAACCUUCCUUCUUUGGCCGCAGGUCUAACUGCCUCUCCUUGGACAUGUUAGGUGAUGAACAGUUCCUGGAAUUCAUACUUUAAAUACGCUGAUGUGCACAAAUACGCCCGUUCUCUUCCUUAAUUUACAGUGCAGCUUAACUGGAAGAUUACCAACAGACAAAUGUCUCAGUGUUUUCUACUCUAUAAGGAUGACAACAUGGGAUGUUUCAUAUUGCGGAGACAUUAUUAAAAUGGUGUGACCCCUUAUUCCUCUUAGAAAAGCUGUGGAUUAGAGAACCGAGAUCUAAUUCAACAACAUUCUGUCAGUAAACAGAGCAUAUUUAUUAAUGUUGUAUAUUGUGUACAUAAUAUUUGCACUAUUUUAUUACAUUUCAAGGCCUCUGAACAAAACAUUUCUAACCAAUUGUAUUGUCUUUUAUAAAGUAUACACUGUUGAAAUGUUUCAGAAAUGUCUGAAUAGGUUAAUGUUAGGGCAAAACGUUUGAUAUUACUGGAUGUUUUGACGUUUUAAGGCCAUGCAGUCGUGUUCUGUAUUGGACAUUCAUAACAUGGGACUUACUUCCCUUGCAAUUAGCAUAUUUGCUAAUGUAAUCACUAAAAUGUCCUUGUUUUUAUUAACGAGAAUCUCCAGAAGCCGCAGUGCUCAUGUUUGUUCUCCUGUAUUCCUUUAUCAUGUUUUUAAAAACAAAAUCAUAUUAUAUAAUAUACUCUAUUUUUGUAUAGUGUGCUCUGUUGCGCUUUUUCUUAGUCUGCCACAGCAAUGUAGCUGCUGAUGUGGAAAAUUGAACCUCUUUACAUUCAUCCAAAGCUUCCUCAUUCUAUACUCUCCCCCUGCUGUCGUAAUUACAACAGAAAGUAUUCUUUGUAAAGCACUAUUUCUCUAACCAGUAAUUGUAUAAUGAAUCUGCAGUAUUUUUGUAUUAUGUAAUCCCCAAACAAAGAGCCUUUAUGUCGACUUUCUCUCAGACAUCAUUUCUACUGUUUUGUAAAUGAUAAUUGGUAUGCAGAAUAACUUAUGUCUUCAGCCAAUAUUAACUCACUUGGAGUCAUUAAGCACAGCUUUUUUUCAAAGCCAAUAAUGUA
Molecule: messenger RNA, 3068 nt
Organism: Etheostoma spectabile (orangethroat darter)
Lineage: Eukaryota; Metazoa; Chordata; Actinopteri; Perciformes; Percidae
Product: FERM domain-containing protein 6
Exons: 14
Coding region: 306-2066 (586 amino acids)
Biological process (GO): positive regulation of hippo signaling
Cellular component (GO): cytoplasmic side of apical plasma membrane; cytoskeleton
Source: RefSeq, a predicted model, not a curated record